GUGAAUAAUUGAAGGGGUAACGUGAGACAGGUGGAGGGUGCAUUAGAGUAAGUGGUGUAUGGAAAUUCUGAGCACAUUCCAUCAGUAGUGAUUGCACAAAGCAAAGGGGCAGCUUGGCGGUGAUCGAGGUGUCUGCUCUCUGGAGGUCCCAUCUACGGGCGAAAUGGGGAAAUGGAUUAUGGUCUGACAAGGAAUUGUAAUCUUAAGAAGCUCCUAGGAGUUCUGUGCUUUCUGCAAGCCUUGUCAUUCGGUCGUCUGCAGAAGAAUUUACAUACAAUAAAUGGCGUUCUGGAUCGUUCCGUGGUACUUCCUUGUGGCGAGAUCGAUACAUCGUACAUUUUUGUCUGGACAGUCCUAUUACGUGGGACGGUGGAUUUUUUCCCCGUGGCUCGGAAAGAUCAUGUCUACGUGGAGGCUGCAAGCCUGGGAAGUGUUAGCCUGAGGGGCACAACCCUGGUCAUAGACCAGCUACAGUCCGGAGCAGAGGGGCAGUACACCUGCAUCGCUUUCAAGGAGGAGCCAGUCAUCACCGCGUCUACAGUGUAUAUAAACCUCACUGUUCUAGUGCCUGUUGCUAAGCCCAGCCUGCAGAUUGAUGAGCAGACCCCCGUAGAAGGAAUGUCCGUCCGGAUGACGUGCACAGUGGAGUUUGGGACAGGACCAGUAACGUAUGUCUGGCAGAGGUACAGCAGAACGGAGGGGACGUUUACUAUUCAAGAGGGCGCGGACCAGGUUCUUGUUCUGUCGCCGGUCACCAGGUUCCACACCGCCUUUUACUUCUGCACGGUUAGAAAUGUGGUUAAUGAGGAGACCAGCGGAUGGCUGCAGCUGGAUGUUAUCUAUGGCCCCGAUGUGCCGGUCAUCACCAUCAAGCCUUACGCCAUCAGUGAGAAUGGAUUUGCCGCCAAUGAGCUGGAAGAGGUCACUCUGAACUGUUCGGCCUCUUCCAACCCUCCCUCCUUUUAUACCUGGUACUACAACAACUCUGAGAUGGUCUCCAGCCAGAUGUACGUCAUUCCCAAGAUCUCGCGCAGUCAGACGGGAGAGUACACAUGCUUGGCAAAGAAUGUAUACCGCAAUACGGGUACUAAGAUGUCCAUCAGCCUCACAGUCUACUAUUUACCAGAGGGAUCGCCCACUUGCACAGCACUGCCACGUAAUAACUACAGGAACGUGGCCCUCUGGUGUUCAUGGGUUGGGGGCCUGCCCCUGGCUCAGCUUUAUUGGCAAUUACCAAGUGAAGAGGACAUAGUCAUUGUGUCAAACUCAAAUGCAACCCUGGUAAAAAGUGGGACAGAAAUAGUGAACGGUACCACUUACGUCUGUACAAUUUCCCAUCCGGCGCUUAAACGAGAUAUCAACUGCGCUACUAAAGUGGUCAGGCCGGCUGGUAUGCCAAACUGUUCUGCCGUAGCCACGAAGCUGAAUGAGUUUAUAAUGCUGACCUGCGACUGGGCUGGCGGACUGCCGCGCAUCACGUUGGAGUGGAAUAAUAAUGAGAUCGGAGACUUGAAAGAAUCCUCCAACAUCUAUGUUUUCAAACCCGACCGGACAUACAACGGCAAAUUAUUUACCUGCACCGCCCUCCACCCCAUGAUACCACAGCCGGCCGAGUGCCACAUCCGACUCGAGUCUCCAACGUUGGAUUCUCCGAGUCUUGAGACAUCUAUACUAGAGGGAAAUAGUGCUCAGCUGAUAUGUAACCUUAAGCAGGCCAUUCCAAGCUCAGAAAUCACCUGGUACGACAACCUUAACAAGGAGAUAAUCACUGAUUCUCAGAAGUACGGCAUAUUAAAGGAGCAAGGUCUGUCCGCGCUAACAGUCAGAGAGACUUCAUGGAACACAGACAGUGGAUUCUAUCGAUGCAUGGCUUCUAACGCUGUGGGAAACACUUCAGUCUUAAUAAGACUCAAUGUCAACAAAUAUCCUACACCUCCUAAUGUGACCAUCAGUAAGCUCCUCUACAGCCGGCAGAGGACAGAGGUGGAUGUGGAGUGGCUGACAAAAGGAACGGGUGACCUGACUGGUUUUAUGGUACAGCGACAAGCCAGCGUCCGAUCCUCCCGUUCCAUCCCAGUCAUUAAGAGAUCUGUCCGGAUGGUCUCCUGGGACACUGUGGCCAAUUACAUCGACCCUCAAAUCCGAGGCCAAAAGCUCGGAGGCUUAGAUCCUUCCAUUGUAUACGCCUUCAGAAUACUGGCAGUCAACCAUAAAACAACGGGGUUCCCGUCUGAGGUGAAGACACCAGCUGAUCCUCCAGAUAAUGUAUACCCGGCUGCCAUUGGGGCUGGUUUCGCUGGUAUGGUAGUGGCCACUGUAGCCAGUCUUCUGGUGUUCCAGUAUAUCGCCAGGAAUCGUGAGCGCAACCCACGGCUGCAUGACUUGUUCUUCAGACCGGCCCCGGAAGAGUCUCGGGAGAACAUCCGAAACCCAGAAGAUGCUGAAACAGCAGCAGACAAUGAAGAGGAAGCAACCACCUCCCAGGACCCAAGUCCAGCGGCUGACGCGCCAGCUCAAGAUCCGGUUGUACCCGCUGCUCCCGGAGACUCUGGGGUGCCCCUGUCGCAGCUGUCCGUUGCAGACCUUCCGGACGACGCCCCAGUGAACGUAACAAUUACAGUAACCGCAACGCCCUAGGAUAAGAGAGGAAAUUAUGCUAGACGCGAAUAACAUUAAAUUACUAACAGCGUCCCUUGAAAAGGAAUUAGUCGUCUCAGCGUCCUGGAGCAGUAAGUGCAGAUAGUAGCAUUAGUGUUUCAUGCACCCGGAACAAAGCUGUCCCAAAACUGUGUGUGAUUGAGUGUCAGAUACCUCCAGUAUGUCUGAUGCGGCCCAGCAGAGGUACUUACUCGGGCACACAGUCUGUGUUACUCCCAGUGGUCAGGGCCAUAUUAUCCAUUAGGCUGAAGACAAUUGAAGGAGGGCGGGGGAAGGCGGAUGUCGAAAUGCAACAAACAAUCAAAAACUCAUUUUAAUUUUUACUGCUCUGCCUGGUAUUCUCCUGACCCCUGGUUGUGUAUUACUCUGUCUGACGUUACUCCAACCUGAAUUGUUUAUGGACUGCUCUGUCUUGUGGCCAGCCCUGGCUCCUGCUAGUUGUCGUUUGCUCCUAAGCUGCCUGCCCUGACCAUUUACUUGUUUUACCUUGUCGUUAGCCACCUGACUCCCAUGGUAGCAUAUUUUGGGGGUCAUUCCGAGUUGCUUGCUAGCUAGUUUUAGCAGCCGUGCAAACGCUUUGCCGCCGCCCACUGGGAGUGUAUUUUAGCUUAGCAGAAGUGCGAACGAAAGGAUCGCAGAGCGGCGGCAAAAUAAUUUUGUGCAGUUUCAGAGUAGCUUCAGACCUACUCAGCGCUUGCGAUGACUUCAGACUAUUCCGUUCCGGAUUUGACGUCACAAACACGCCCUCUGCGUUCGCCCAGCCACGCCUGCGUUUUUUCGAACACUCCCUGAAAACGGUCAGUUGACACUUCCUGUCAAUCACUCUGCAGCCAGCAGUGCGACUAAAAAGCUUCGUUAGACCCUGUGUGAAACUACAUCGGCUGCUGUGAAAGUACGUCACGCAUGCGCAUUGUGCUGCAUCCGCAUAAGUGCCCUUUUUUUUGCAUCAUCGCUGCGCAGUGAACAUUUUCAGCUAGCGAUCAACUCAGAAUGACCCCCUCUGUUCUGUUGUAGGUGGUGUUUUAUUGCUGAUGUGUCUCAUACAUAAUGUAUCUUUGUUGGCUGCACCAGCUUGUUGUAACUUGUACUAUACACCUUAAGCCCUGACGGCAUCGGAGUACCGGCGAGCACAGCCUACGCCAUGGAAUAAGGGCAGCUAUAGGUGAAUACCGGAGGUUCUUCCUAUAAGUGUACGCAGUCAUCACCAUAGUUUAGUGAAGCUGAAACCUAUAGGCUGUCUGGUGGGGGCCCCAUAAUAUGUAAUGGUAAUAUUACUAGUCCUUGUUACAGAGGACUGUGGCUUUAAUUACUCUCACAUUCCGAUUUACCACAAAUUCAUAACUAAAUGUGAUUAAUGUAUCGGGUUUAUUUCACGUGCCAAACAAGAGAACAAAACGUAUCCAUACAGACCACGGUAUCUGAGCAUGAGAAUAUUUAACUAAAUACAACCUUACCGACCCCCGGAAGCCUGCACAUUACAUUGUGCCACCAUAACACCAUGGUCAGCAUGUGGUAACUUGUAGCGUAGCCUGGAGAAGAUACCUUUGGCCCAAAUGUACUAAGCCUUGAAAAAUUAUAAAGUGGGAGGAGAUAAAGCACCAACCAAUCAGCUCCUAGCUGCUAUGUUACAGGCUGUGUUAGGAACUGAUUGGGACUCGGAGAGAGAUAAAGUACCAACCAAUUUCCAAUAAGCAUAACGUAUAAUCCCUGAUACAGUGCCGACAUUGCCCAGACCUGGUUACAGGCAGCAGUAGGAGGGUCCGCUGACGGCGUUCCUUUGGGGAAAUGAGAAUGUAACGUCAGCGCCGGGUAUACUUGUGGAAGGACGCUGCUACCUAUUAGUAAUACAGUAGUCACCCCUCUCUGCCGGAUAGCACCAGCUCUGUAAAGGAGACGGCUGUAUUCAGCGGUGUACUAUAGAACAGCAAAUGACACCGCGACGCUCAGUGUAAAUAAUAUAUAUUUGUAAGAUGAAACGUUUUCUGUGCAGUAAUUUAUUCCUUCAGCGGAUUCAGUUCUGAGUGAUGUAAUGAAGCGUUUCACCAGCGUGGUUACUGUGUACAUGGUGUGAAAUAAAAUGCUGUGCUGAA
Messenger RNA from Pseudophryne corroboree (corroboree frog), 4748 nucleotides. RefSeq names its product V-set and immunoglobulin domain containing 10 like 2 (gene VSIG10L2). The transcript has 12 exons. NCBI's taxonomy places the organism in Eukaryota, Metazoa, Chordata, Amphibia, Anura, Myobatrachidae. The coding region runs from base 172 to 2637 and encodes 821 amino acids. Gene Ontology annotation, molecular function: protein binding. The record is from RefSeq and is a predicted model, not a curated record.